CUUCUCCUCAGCCUCCCCGCCCUGGCCUUCGCUUCCAGCCUGCCCCACUGCUGGGAGCCCCCGCGGAGCCCAGCCAAGGGAGCGGAGCCUGCCCUCCGGCCCCGCUGCAGCGCAGGGCGGCACGGCCAGCCAGACAGACAGGGAGCAAUUAAACCCUCCCCUGGCCAGCCCCCGACACUCCCUCCUGCAUUUUCCAGUCUGUGGUUACGGCGCUCAAAGGGUUCCAUUAAGUCACCAAGUUUUACAGGUUCCUUAAAAAAAAAGAAAAAAGAAAAAAAAAAAAAGAGGGGGGUGGGGGGAGGUGAGGGGGAGUGCGCGAGAGAAAAGUUUGGUCACGGCAGGGAAUGUGUGAUCAAAGCUGAGCCCAGGCUUCCUGUUACACCGGGACUAUAUAUAUAUCGUGUCUUUAAUGUUGGGAAUGUGAGCAGCUGCUGGAGCCUGGCGCUGGCUCUGCCUGAUUCCCAGCGCGCUGAGGUUUCUUCCACCGACCACAAUGAACAAGUUCCUGUGCUGCACGCUUGUGCUCUUGGACAUUUCUGUCAAAUGGACCUUCCAGGAUGAUUCUCCCCCCAAGUACCUCCAUUACGACCCAGAGACAUCUCGGCAGCUGCUGUGUGACCAGUGUCCUCCGGGGAGCUACGUGAAGCGGCACUGCAGCGCUAGCAGCCCGACGCAGUGCGCCCCGUGCCCGGCUCAGUACUACGCCGACGAGUGGAACAGCAACGAGGAGUGCCAGUACUGCAGCACCGUGUGCAAGGAGCUGCAGCUCGUCAGGCAGGAGUGCUCCAGCACGCAGAACCGCGUCUGCGAGUGCGUCCCGGGCAGGUACCUGGAGCUCGAGUUCUGCUUGAGGCACACGGAGUGUCCGCCCGGCUCCGGGGUUGCCCAGGCAGGUACCCCUGAGAGUGACACUGUAUGUGAGAGAUGUCCAGAGGGAUUUUUCUCGAAUGAAACCUCCUCCAAAGCAGCCUGUCUUAAACACACAAACUGUAGUGCCCUGGGUUUCAAAAUAGCUUUGAAAGGAAAUGAGGUUCGUGACAACAUCUGUCAGGAAAAUACAGAUACGACACCUCAAAAAUGUGGAAUAGAUGUAACCCUGUGUGAGGAGGCUAUGUUCAGGUUUGCUGUUCCUACUCAUGUCACACCUAACUGGCUGAACAUACUAGCAGACAGCUUGCCUGGGACAAAGGUUAGCACAGAAAAUAUUGAAAGGAUUAAACAAAGGCACAGCCCUCAAGAGCAGACCUUCCAUCUUUUGAAACUGUGGAAGCAGCAAAACAAAGAACAGGAUAUGGUCAAGAAGAUUAUCCAAGAUAUCGGUCAUUGUGAAAACAGUGUCUUAAAGCACGUUGGCCACCUGAACCUCACCUUUGAACAUCUCAACACGCUGAUGGCAAGCCUGCCAGGCAAGAAAGUGGGAAAAGAAGAUGUUGAGCGCACAAUGAAACUAUGUCAAUCCACAGAGCAAGUUCUGAAGCUUCUCAAUCUGUGGAGAAUAAAGAAUGGUGACCAAGACACCAUUAAAGGUUUAAUGUAUGGACUGAAGCACUUGAAAAUGUACCACUUUCCAAAACGAACCAUCCAAAGCCUGAAGAAGGUGAUAAAGUUUCUUCACAGAUUUACAAUGUAUAGAUUAUACCAGAAACUCUUUUUAGAAAUGGUAGGGAACCAACUUAAAUCUGUGAAAGUAAGAUGUGUCUAAUUCAAGAUACGUUUCUAUCUCCACUGACUAUUCUUCCCUAAUUACUGCCAGCAGUAAUUAAACUGGAACGUUAUUUCCCUACAUUUUGAUUUACUAUUUAUAGAAAUGCCUGACUGGAAUAGUUCUAAGUCUCCUGCAGUGGUUUUGAAGGGGUUUUUUUUGCUGGUUUUUUUUUUUUUUUCUUUAAUAAAAAUCACUUUUGUAAAAGCUAUUAACCCAAUGGUAACGCUAAGGGCCUGAUUCUGCAGUUUUGCACAUUCAGAGCUGAAAAGUCCCACUAUAGUCACUAGAUGAGAAAGGAAUGCCAGACCAGGCUCUACUCCAGUAUUUGCUAUUUAUAUUCUUCAAGGAAUAAACAUUUUUGUUGUACAUAUUUAUUAAGUUAAAUGGAUAUGAGACUGAAUUUUAGGAAGAGAAUUGGAAAGCACAGUGUAUAUUUUCUAGCUAAACAAAUAUGAUUCCAUAUAUUUUUCUGGCAAAAUUUUGUAGCAUGCCCUAAGAGUUAUUAAUUUCUUUACAUUUUGUAUUUAAAAAAUGUAUUAUUGCUUAGUAUUAUUUGUAUAAGUUGUGGUAUCUUUUGGUAAGGAUGUUUUAAUUUAUCCAAUGAUUUUAACUCAAAUACAGUGAAAAUAUAGCUCAAGUGACCUGAAUAUUUAAAUAUUCUGUGAGGAAGUGAAUGUACCAUAUUUAAGAAGCUGGAUUUUUAUAUAGAAUUUCAUAAUCUUAUUUUAUAAAACAAUUAAAUUUUUCAGUUUAG
Molecule: messenger RNA, 2459 nt
Organism: Zonotrichia leucophrys gambelii
Lineage: Eukaryota; Metazoa; Chordata; Aves; Passeriformes; Passerellidae
Gene: TNFRSF11B
Product: TNF receptor superfamily member 11b
Exons: 5
Coding region: 494-1702 (402 amino acids)
Biological process (GO): signal transduction
Molecular function (GO): protein binding
Source: RefSeq, a predicted model, not a curated record